Messenger RNA from Mirounga angustirostris (Northern elephant seal), 9143 nucleotides. RefSeq names its product F-box and leucine rich repeat protein 20 (gene FBXL20). Gene Ontology annotation, molecular function: protein binding. The record is from RefSeq and is a predicted model, not a curated record. The transcript has 15 exons. Gene Ontology annotation, biological process: SCF-dependent proteasomal ubiquitin-dependent protein catabolic process. NCBI's taxonomy places the organism in Eukaryota, Metazoa, Chordata, Mammalia, Carnivora, Phocidae. Bases 652 to 1920 code for a protein of 422 amino acids. Gene Ontology annotation, cellular component: cytoplasm; SCF ubiquitin ligase complex.
UUAGGUUUCUCUUCUCUCCAGGAUUAUUUCAAAUUUCUAGCCUGAUAUACAAAUUUCCUUCACGACCAAGCCCCACUAUCCACAUAACAGUUCAGUUUAUUUUUUUUUAAGAUUUUAUUUAUUUAUUAGAGAGAGCGACAGCGAGAGAGGGAACACAAACAGGGAGAGUAGGAGAGGGAGAAGCAGGCUUCCUGCUGAGCAGGGAGCCCGAUGCAGGACUCGAUCCCAGGACCCCUGGAUCAUGACCUGAGCCGAAGGCAGACGCUUAACGACUGAGCCAGGCCAGGUGCCCCAGUUCAAUUUAUUAUUCAGUUCCUACCAUGUAUCGGGCUCUGUGCUCAGUCUUGGAACCAUGUUGGCAAAUAUGAAAGCCAUGGUCCCUGCCCUCACAGAGCUUUCCAUUUAGCUGGAGGGUAGGUUGUUAUAGUUAUUAAAAAAUAUGUUUUGUAAUUACCCUUUGAAUGUCUGAGAUUGAGGGGGAAGUACGCUUUGUCUGCUACUUUCCUAUCCCUCCUCUUCCAUUAUUUUUUCUUCUUUGAAUCAUGAAAUGCUAAGGCCUCAUGUAUGACUCCAUGCUUUUAUACAUCUUAUCUCCCCCCUUUUCUCCUAGUUAAUUAACGUCUGGCCUUCCUUUAAGACUCAGAUGUCAAGAUGUUCUCAAAUAGUGAUGAAGCUGUAAUCAAUAAAAAACUUCCCAAAGAACUCCUAUUACGGAUAUUUUCUUUUCUGGAUGUUGUUACUUUGUGUCGCUGUGCUCAGGUCUCCAGGGCCUGGAAUGUUCUGGCUCUGGAUGGCAGUAACUGGCAGCGAAUUGACCUGUUUGAUUUCCAGAGGGAUAUUGAGGGCCGAGUAGUGGAGAAUAUUUCAAAAAGAUGUGGGGGCUUUUUACGAAAGUUAAGUCUUCGUGGGUGUCUUGGAGUAGGAGACAAUGCAUUAAGGACCUUUGCACAAAAUUGUAGGAACAUUGAAGUACUGAAUCUAAACGGAUGUACAAAGACAACAGAUGCUACAUGUACUAGCCUUAGCAAGUUCUGUUCCAAACUCAGGCACCUUGACUUGGCUUCCUGUACAUCAAUAACAAACAUGUCUCUUAAAGCUCUGAGUGAGGGAUGUCCACUGUUGGAGCAAUUAAACAUUUCCUGGUGUGACCAAGUAACCAAGGAUGGCAUCCAAGCACUAGUGAGAGGCUGUGGGGGUCUCAAGGCCUUAUUCUUAAAAGGCUGCACACAGCUAGAAGAUGAAGCUCUCAAGUACAUAGGUGCACACUGUCCUGAACUGGUGACUUUGAACUUGCAGACUUGCUUACAAAUCACAGAUGAAGGUCUCAUUACUAUAUGCAGAGGGUGCCAUAAGUUACAGUCCCUCUGUGCCUCCGGCUGCGCCAACAUCACUGAUGCCAUCCUGAAUGCUCUAGGUCAGAACUGCCCUCGGCUUAGAAUAUUAGAAGUGGCAAGAUGUUCUCAAUUAACAGAUGUAGGCUUUACCACUCUGGCCAGGAAUUGCCAUGAGCUUGAAAAAAUGGACUUAGAAGAGUGUGUUCAGAUAACAGAUAGCACGUUAAUCCAACUUUCUAUACACUGUCCUCGACUUCAAGUAUUGAGUCUGUCUCACUGUGAGCUGAUCACAGACGAUGGAAUUCGUCACCUGGGGAAUGGGGCCUGCGCCCAUGACCAGCUGGAGGUGAUUGAACUGGACAACUGCCCACUAAUCACAGAUGCUUCCCUGGAGCACUUGAAGAGUUGUCACAGCCUCGAGCGGAUAGAACUCUAUGACUGCCAGCAAAUCACACGGGCUGGGAUCAAGAGACUCAGGACCCAUUUGCCCAAUAUUAAAGUCCACGCCUACUUCGCACCUGUCACUCCACCCCCAUCAGUAGGGGGCAGCAGACAGCGAUUCUGCAGAUGCUGCAUCAUCCUAUGACAAUGGAGGUGGUCAACCUUGGUGAACUGAGUAUUUAAUGAUACUUCUAGAGUUACAGUGGAGUCUCCAAUGGAAGCAACCCCAGUGUUCUGGGCAAGGGUUACAAAGUGAGGGCAGCGUCCAGAUCCCCAGAGCCACAUAUAACAUGCAAACCCACCCUCACCCCCACCCACUCUAGUUCUAUGACCAGGGGACUGAAGCCCACGCUGGCUUUAUCAAGUGGAUUGGUAAAACUUAACCAUUCCUGUUGGACAUGCCAAGAAGAAAAUCAUAGGCAAGGUGGAGGGAAGGGGGCAUUCCAGCAAAUGCAGUGUUACUGCUCCUGCCGUUUCUUCAUUUUUUGAAGGGGUUUCUUUGGUGAUUUUGGAACAGCAACUGCAGUCCUCCAGGGUCAAGGAAAGCAUAGAAAAACAAUAUAUGUUGUAUCCAGGGACCAGAAAGAAAAAUUCUUUGCAUCCUAUAAAUGGUAGCCAUCCCUCAUGAGAUGACUACAGAGCUUCUGUGCUUCCUUGUUCCCAUGCCAACAUGCUGAGCAUGCUCCCAAAGAAGGCUCAUCCAUUCCUCCUCCUGUGUUUUUUAGUAUUUGGCCCAGAGGUUUCCUAAAAGGUUGCACUGAAAUCGCUGUGGUCCAAAUGUGAUUACUUACUCACUCAAAUUGUCACUCUCUGUAGCACACUUGUGCACCUGUCUUUCGUUCUCUGUUGCUCCCUCCCGCACUCUUGCUCAGUCUGUCACCUGUUCAUUGUCUGCUUACUCACACUCAAUUGUUACUCUUUUGCCAUUGUGUUUACAGUGUGCAUUUUGGAUGAUUAGUUGGGGUUACCAAACAUUUUUGAAAGAGACAUUAUCAAUAAAUAUUUUUUUAAUUCUAAAUUUUACCAUUAGGGGACCCUGCCUGAAUCUUUGCCAGUCUGAAGGGAAACUAUCACAAAACCAAGAAAUGGUAUGAGAAGAAAUUGAGUUAAAAUUAUUUUGACGAAAACAAACUUUGCCUUUUGGUUUCUGUUAUACCUUGUGAUAUAUAAUAAUACGCAUGAUAUGCACAAUGUUCUCCCUGCACAUUUUUCUUCCCGUCAGACUCCACUAACUUAAUAAGGAGAGAGAAAUGCAUUAUUAGUAAAGAGUGGAAUGGCGAAUCCCAAAACUGAGCCCAAAAGCACCCCCCACCCAAGCUCAGACAUGUCGGGUGUUCACUGAAAUCUAGGUGUGAGCAGUAGCAUCCCUGAUUUGUGUCUGUGAGGUUGUUUUGUUUUAGUAGGGGUGCUGCUAGAGUUGCUGUGCCAUCUAGCUGGUCAGUUUCUCUCCCACCCCCCACCCCCCCACUCCCUUUCCAGCCUAUCAGGGAUAUCAGAAUGAUCCUAGAACAGGUGGUCAGCUGUAUGUCAGUGUUGGUGAUGUAUCUCGAAUGUUGGCACCUCAAAGGACCAGACCAUUUCAAAACCUAUCAACCCUAUCUUUCUUAUGCUCCGGACUUCCCAUGAAUGAAAUACAGGGGUAACCAGGUGAAGACUUUGAGAGGAAGCAGGGGGUUCACUCUCUCUGCCCAGCAUGGUCAGCAGAACUGAAGGCAAGUAUUCAGUGCCCAUGACUCAGAGGCAAAGAAGAGGCUUCCUUCCUUCCCCCCAAAAGUCAUAAAGGAUGAGGGAACUAAAAUGAGCUUCUAAAGUAUAAGAAGUAGAUUUCUAAACCCCAAAGUUAGAAACCUUAUGUGGUUUUUAAUAGGACACCUUUUUUUUUUCCUUUUGGUCUUUUAGGACAUUAUUGUGCAGUCUGCCGUGAUCUUAGAUCAUCUUCUGCAUGAUCCAGGCUGUUAAAAGGCUUGUUGUAAUGCUGCAGGUGCUGGCUCUUCAUAAAGCAUGACUUAGUUCUCCACAAGCAGUUCGAGGAAAGGACACUAGAAAUCUGUACUGUCCACCAUUAUUUUGCAUGUUAAAUUUAUUUUAAACGCUCAAAUUACUUUUAGUUUUCAUUCCCCCUUCCCCUUAACCUCUUUUCAAAUUACCAUGUGAAGAAUAUACUUAAAUUUCAUUUUUAUUUGAGUAUAGUUGGCAUAAGGAUAUACCUUUUAAAGUGAGACUCACUCUCCUGGUUAUACCCCACACAUACAAAUAUACACACUUGCACACUCUUCCAGAUGUGGUUAAUAUUCAGAUCCCCAGGUCACUCAUUCAAACAAAAGUAAAAAGAGGAAUAUUUAGGGGCCAUCUGCUCUAACAUAUUAAGGCUUUUUUAGUAUUGCAUGAACAAAUUGACUAUAAAACCCUGAUUGAUUAGUGAGUAUGGGUUUAAAUUGCCCACCAGUUGAGGACAUUAAGGUACUUCUUUACUUAAAAAGUACAUAAAUGUAAAAGACCCUAUUCACCAGGACAUGAACAUCUUGGAAAUGCCGUUUCUCAACUCAAAGAGUGGACCCACGUGCAGGGCCCUGUGGACUUGCUCAAGUGAUCCCUACCUGUCUGGGCCAAGAGCACAGUCCAGUGAGAGAAAAAAGGAGUGUGAGCACUGUGCUUGUAUGUGGUCAGGCCUUGCUCCUUUCGCAAGAAAGCUUCAGGCAGGCCCAUCAAGCUUGGAAGGAAAUAGAUUUUUUAUGCCAAUCUGCAACCUACACUAGCUGAUGAAAUGUACCGGGAAUUUAAGAACCCAGAACAUGGUAAGUUUUGGUCAGGUGGAAAGGGCCCCGCCAUCCUGUCUUAAUAUCAGGGAUACUUUUGAAAAUACAGUAAGGCUUCAGAGUUUAGGAAAGGCUUCUUGGCCCAUUUGUCUGACUCCAGAGCCCCGGCCCUCUACGCCUUCUGUGAUGAAGAAAUACAAAGUGAAUGGAGAGAUUCGGGAUAAGUCAGAAGGUACCCUCAGAGCUAUUGCCUAGACCUGCAGGUAGCCAGAAGGGGUUAUUGCUAUGUCUGUGGAGAACGUUAUUAAACAUCCAGAUCACCUCUUUUCCAAGCAGCCUUUCCCCCUACAUUUUCCAGCAUCAUUUGCUACAUCAGUAUCUUUUCUGGCCUCUAUACUGGCUCCAUCAAGGUGAUCCCAGCUUCUUCUUUUUUUUUUUUUUGGACUGCUCCCAUUUUCUUCCUGUACUCAUUCUUGUCUUCUAUUUAAAGCCUCCGUCUCACUCCCAAUGAUGCUGCUGAUUUAUUCUCAACGUCUCCAAUCUAGCUUCCUUUUUGGGUCCUUGUCCUGAUCUAAGCAAAGUCUCUGGGCAGCCUUGAAUACAGUAACUGUUGUGUGGUUCAGGCCAUUUAUCACCGGGUGGUCUUGGACGUUUGCUUACCAAAUUUGAAAUCACGCUGUUGGAUAUGUAAGAAUAUUUCUUAAAUGAUUUUUGUAAAUUUCCACAUCCAUUAAGUUGAUGUAGCAGACCUAUAAGUCAGAAAUUUUACAUUUUCUUUACAGCACAUAUUUUAGAGGGACACCUGGCAAAUAUUUUUAUGAUGCUUUAUUUUGGGCUUUCCAAACCAUUUGAACUGUUGAGUACAGCUCUAAUGCUACAGCAGUCGGGUUCUUUAUUUCUCCUAAUUGCCUUGUAAAAUGCUUUGUUACCGGUUUGAUGGCCCACUCAUGCCGUGGGGGGUAAACAGGGUACGCGGGAACUUGUCCUGGUCUGAAGUUGUAGGGAAGUGUGAGAGUGGCACCGGAAGGAAGACGGGGCUGCCUGCCUGCCUGUGUGGACAGCGUAUGUUCAGGGAACUGUGGUUUUGAAGAAGAGGAACACUUGUGGAUCGUGGUUGACCCUUGGCCAUUUAAUGUUUAUUGUGCUGAAAGUCACAGGCUUCUUAUGACAGGUGCUACCAGUGUGAGAGGAGGGGCUUAAAGGAAAUGGGUCUGUUCUGCCUUUCCCUCCUUGUGUGCAUGGUCUAAGAUUAGGUUUCCAUCCCCAUUGUGCAUCCUGGCUGAGGGACUUUCAGUGGUAUUCUUUGAGCUUCCGGAACUUUUUUUUUUUUUUAAGAUUGCCUUCUUAUGUGUCCACCAGUUCGAGGAUCUUUAACCACCUCAAACCCAGGCAGUGUGAAUGAGCUGAGACUUGUUUGAGACGAGGGGGAGGACGUUUGGUUGGAGGUCUUGAGGCAAACCCUCCCCUUUACAAUGAUCUUGGACCAAAGAACCCUAAAGUAGUAGGAGGGUGAGGGGAAAUAUGGAGUCUAAGCUUCUCGUCACCUUUAUUUCUAUCAUAAACUUUAAUUGUAAUAUUGGAAGAUACAGAAAACUAUAUAAUACCAUGUCGGUUGGCUAUAAUUAACCCAGGUAAUUUGGGAAUAACAUUUGGCUCUAUUUGCUAUAUCCAGGUGCCCUAACUGAACAGCUUGGUUCUCCAGCAAAGAACAUGCUGCUCUAAGCUUGCCCUCUCACUUGAGACAAACUCUACUUGCCAGAAACUACCAUUUGAGGCAAGUGCUUUUUCUGCAUGAAGGGCUUCUGCAGCUCCCCCUCACAAGGCAAGUCUCUCUCUUUGUCCAUUUUUAUUCUUAGGAACAUCAGAUCUGCAUCUCUGAAGGCUUUGACCCUUAGGAGAGUCCAUAAGAACCUCUCAGCUGAGUCUGAGUGAAUCUUUGGAGCCCAACAGAAUUACACUUAAUUUUCAGCAGGAAAAAAAAAAAAUGUCUUGGGUAAGCUCACAUGUGGGAUAUUAAGAGAAAUUCCAUAAUGUGCUUCUUCCAUCUCUGCCUCAUGCGUUUUUGAGUAAGCCCCCGGUGGAGUCUGGUUCGCAGGUGUUGAGUACCUCCUCAGCCAAGGUGUCUCACUGCCCUUUUAGGAAAAAGAAACAUGAGCAACCAGAACUGUGUCAAUGGACUCUUAUUUUCUGUGUUUUUCAGUGUCUUGUUUUGAAGAAUUGGGGUGGGGAAAUGGUAAUGAGAUUGAAAGUAAAGGAGAGAAUCGGCUCUGGAACUGGGGCACUUUGCUUCAGGUACAAGCAUCUGUCCCGAAUAUAUAGAAACACCUGCCUCACGCAUGUGAGUAGAUUUGCUUUCCUCUGCAUCCCGUGAACUCCAUGCCCUUCUCACCGGCACGGAGGGCUUCUGCCUACCACGCACCCGACCAGUCACCCAGAUGGGGAUUGGCACCCCCCGAAGAACCCCCAGUGCUUCUGGGUGUGGCUCCCCCCACCCAGGGCAGGAGCAGGUAGGCAGUGAAUGAGAAUCCCCACCCCAAGAAGAGAUGGGAGAGGAGAGGUGUCCAGACACAUACCUUUUCUCUUCUGCCACACCCCAAGAACCCAGGGAAAUCUUUGAAGUAAUGUCUUAUUUAUUGAAGUGGAAGAAGAAAUCUUUGCCCCACGACGAAGUUCCGCUUGUCACUGUUGCUUACUGCUUAUUUUCACUAAUUCAAAUCUGUCUCACUGCUGCUCACACACAUGUGUUUCUUACCUUAGCCUAACCCUUCUCAGCCCCUGAAGUCAUUAUUUCUGUGUUGUUUUUCUUUCUUUCUUUCUUCCUUUUUUUUUCUUAUGGCACUAGUGAACGACAACCGAAAGUCUUAGAAAAUCCUAACUUGAAAAAGGAGUCUCUAACUGGCAUGGUUUGAUUAAUUACUUUACCCCCCCACACACACCCCCCCAAAGACUUGAAUGAUUUUCUUUCCUAGAGCUAUAUAAUAGACCUGUAAAAAGUGAAACCUUUGCUGCUGCUUUUCUGGGUUUACAUGUUUUUUCCUGCCCUUAAGAAUCUUACCUGUGCUUCUCUGAUGACUGUUACUUUCUAAUAAGUGCAGGAAGGAGGUGAGCCUGAGAUUUCUUCUCUUACUCCCCUCCUCACCCUACCCCCAAACUCCAUGCUAACCUCUAACACACGUAAGCUCCGUGGGGCGGGGGGCUCAGGAGCUGCGUGGGGGGUCUUUUCUCCCCCUGCCGUGGCUCUGCUCUCGCAGCCGGCCCCUGAGGAUCUGUGACUGCCCCGUCUGAAGGCUUGGAAGGGUUACGGCCGGGUGAUCGGCCCGGGGGAGAAAGUCCUCUUCUGCCUUUUGCCUUCUUCCAUUCCUGUUUAAUGACUCAGCCUUCAGCUGCCUCCCACCCUGGCUGCCUCCUUUUUCCUACCAGGAAUUGCUUCCAGGUAACUUGCCUCAGGCAGUUUCCGGCUGCUCUCCUCAGCCUUGCCCACCUUCCCGUGACCCUGAGAGCACAGAUCUGUGCGGAGCUCAGCUGGGAGGACCACCCCUGCCUGUCAGACUCUGCCCGAGGAUGGAGAUGGGUGGGCAAAUGGUGCUGCGGGAGAAAUUUUUACCUUCAAACCAGGCUGUUCCAUCCCUGCACUAACCCCCUCGGACCCCUCUCCCCCUGAGGGAACAGAAGGCAGAGGAUGGUUGACUGGCAGGGUCUGAUCCCAAACCUUGCUGUGGCCUCAGCCUCCUGCAGCCAUUCGGCCUGCCCCGGAGUGCUUCAGUGUGCGGGAGCUGCCGCUGACUUGUUUCUCCACCAGGCCUGCCCCCCGCGCUCAGCCGCUCCCUGGGCUGACCCGGUCCCCGACUCGGUGACUGAACACCAGGCUCCAUUAGCUGUCUAAGUGACUGCUUCCACCCAAUACUUUUGGCGCUUGAGGAUGGGGGGAGGGAGGGUUAUUUAAAAUAAAAUCCAAGGUGGCAGUAGAGGAUUCCUUUUGCUUUAAAAUCUUUGGACUAAAAGAAAAAUGUUUUUUAUAUAUAAAUAUAUAAAGUAAAUUGUUAUGUAACUAUUACUGUUUCCUGUAUGUUCUAAUUUUGUCUUAUGAUGUAAUUAAAGGAAAUAAGCUGUGAAGACUUCUCAUUUUGCCGGGGAAAUAGCCUGACUCGGAGCUGUGAUUCUUAACUUCCUUGAACUCUGGAACUGCAAAGGCUCCCGAGGCUGAAUGAAGGGGCUUCUUUUUGGCAUCCUUGUAUUUGUUUAGUAUUCUUUGAUUGAUACCCUUUAUUUAUUAAUAGGCUUAAUACCUUUUUAAGAGCCGUUAAUACCCUGAACUCCACCUGCCUCUGAAGACGUGAUAUAAGUCAGAGUUUCUAAAAAACCUUUGUUUUAAUUCAUUUGACAGCAGCAGUUCAACCUGAGUCCCCUCUCUGUGCAGAGCAUUGCCCUCACCUUGACUAGGAAGGAAUGAUGAUGGAGAAGUGUAAUAGUUAAACAGGCUCCAAGCCGGAGUGCCUGACUUCCACCCGAACGACCUCAGCCAGUUGACCCUUCCAUCUCCGUUCCUCAUUGGUAGAGCGGGGAUAACAGUACCUGCUUUAGAGUGUGAAGAUUAAAAAAGAUAACAAUGACA